This is a messenger RNA of Torulaspora globosa, 2652 nucleotides long. RefSeq names its product Nan1p (gene NAN1). Gene Ontology annotation, molecular function: protein binding; RNA binding. The coding region runs from base 1 to 2652 and encodes 883 amino acids. The record is from RefSeq and is a predicted model, not a curated record. The transcript has a single exon. Gene Ontology annotation, cellular component: nucleolus. Gene Ontology annotation, biological process: positive regulation of transcription by RNA polymerase I; positive regulation of rRNA processing. NCBI's taxonomy places the organism in Eukaryota, Fungi, Ascomycota, Saccharomycetes, Saccharomycetales, Saccharomycetaceae.
AUGGCCAAACAGUGGGAUUAUAUCGCUAGCGAUCGUAUUGAGAUGAAUCAGGCAACAGUUUACCAGAAAUAUAAACUGUCCGUCGUCUCGGGUGGAAAACCGUCGCUUCCACGCGCAGCAAACCGGUCCUGUUGCGACAAGGGACUUGGAUGUUUGACUGGUGAUGAACUCAGCUACAUCGUGCCAUUCAACAAUCAGAUCAAAGUGUACUCAACUGAGACGAGACAAUGCGUGAAGACUUUGAAGUUCGGUAACAACGAAUGUCUGUCCGACGUUUUCGUAAAGGGUAAGGCUAUUAUUGCCGACAUCAUACUGGGAGAUGCUACUAAGGACGUAGCGGAGCGCGAAGAAGAUAACCAAAUCACCGUUUUCACCGAUAAUGGACGCAUUCUCGUUUUAAACUAUAGAGGAAAACUUCUCGAUUCGCCAAAAACGCUACAGUUAAAUCUGGGAAAAGACGAGACAGUUUGCAAAGUGUUCAGCUCGGAAGGCCGGAGAUAUAAGCUUCUGACAUCUCAGGAGUCGUCUGGGAAUGGAUCGGAAUUCACGUACAAGAUUUACGACAUAAAGUUCGAUGAGAAAGUGCAAUUGAGCUUGGAAACGACGUUUGAGAACGUGUUUUUGUCCACUUGGAGCUCCAGAGACAAAUACUUGGCAUUCUUAUGUCAUAAUGAAAACAAGAAAAACAUAAAAAUUUACUCGGUCUUUGAUUCUUCCAUUAUAAGAGAGUUUCCGUUAAAUUUGGCAUCCCAACAGUCACCCUCCUCAUCGGCCAACUCAAGAUAUGUCACUAGUAUGGCAAUCGACUGUAGCGGAACUCAACUGGCCUUGGGGUUUGCCUCUGGUGUGAUAAAUGUCAUCGAAAUAUCAAACUUGCAAGAGAGAUUACUCAAGUGGCAUAUAGAUGCCGUUCUAUCUCUUUGCUUCACUAGAGAUGGAUCGUAUCUUCUUUCCGGUGGCUGGGAAAAAGUUUUAAGUUUUUGGCAAUUAUCCACUAAUAUGCAGCAGUUCUUACCUCGUCUCAACGGUGUCAUAAUAAGCUGCGAAUCGGUGGCGAACGAUAAGUACUACUCGUUGGCAUUGCAAAUGACAGAAAAUACGACAAAUUCAGAUUACCAGCUACUGUUACUGAACGCAGCAGAUUUAACGUCAAAAGUGGUAAUAAACGGUCCAUUGCCAGUUUUCGUUAGCGCAGUUAAAGAUACUGUCCAGCCAGUAUCCUCCAUAGCGACAAAGACGUCUACAACACUGACAACUUCUAGUUCGUCCAAGAAGAAACAUAAGAAAAAGCUUUUGAAGGCAAAAAGACAAGAUUUUACUACAUGUGCCAGCAUCAACCCUGUUACGAAGCAAAUAUAUUUGCCACAUAUGUCCGCCAUGCAAACCUACGAUUUUUAUAGGAACGAGCAAACUUCUUACCAAUAUCUGGCAUCGGGUGUCAAUAAUUCGAUGGGUAAAGUUAGGUUUGAGAUGAACAUCCAGGAUCCUGUUAUCGCCGAUGUUCAAUUCACAAAAGACGGGAAAUGGAUGGCAACAUAUGAAAUCGAAUAUCCGCCAGAAGAUCUUCUGUCUUCAAAGGAUCUAAUGCACAUCUUGAAGUUUUGGGAUAAGGAAGAGAACGGGUCAGAUUGGAAUUUGAGGACAAAAGUGAUCAAUCCACAUGGUACUGGAGUCCCGAUAACGAAAAUGUUGCCUGCACCUUGGGCUGUAAAUGGUUCUCAAGGGUUCCUCACAGCAGACAACGAUGUGGGUCUCAAAUAUUGGUCUUACGAACAAUACGAGAAAAAUUGGUGUCUGACGAAAAUCUCGUUGCCCAAUCUCAACCAUUUCAGCAAUUCGGUGUCUCUAGCAUGGUCGCAGGACGGCAGUUUGAUCUUCCACGCUUUCGAUGAGAAGAUAUUCGUCAUCGAUUUCGAAACUUUUAGGCAGUUUGAGACGCCCAACGAAAAAAUAAACGAAUUCAACAUGGACUCUGAAAUUCAAGCCAUCAAACUGGUCAACAAUACCAACCUAAUAGUGGCCACGCGUACCACAUUGAAUACCAUCAACCUCCUAAACGGCGUCAUCACCAGCAGUUAUGACUUAUAUCCCUACGCGGAUGGCAUCUACAAGAAUGGUCACCUGGACAGAUUAAUCAGCUGUGACGAGAAAACAGGUACAAUAGCACUGGUAAUCAACCAGAAACUCAAAGAUGUCGAGGGCAGUCCCUCGAUCAAUUAUAAAUCUCGUGUUAUCGUCUUUGACAACGAGCUCUCCAAGAAAUUGGGCAAUUUCACGCACUCAGACUACAUUUCCUGGAUAGGUUGGAACCACGGCACUGAUUUCAUCUUUCUCGACACACAAUGCCGUCUGGGAAUCAUCGGAACCACCGUUAAUACUGAGAUGUCAGAUGAAUUAAACAAAGAAGGCAUCCUAGAAGGUCUCAAAAGCGGUACAAGCGAUUUUGCCACACAGCUGGAAAAACUGUCGUCAUCGAAACGCAUCGACGGCCCAGCAGACGAAGACCAACAGGAAGAAAUUGCAUUGGAAUUUAUCAACGGCGACAAGAAUGAUAAACUGAUAAAUAUGAAUAGUUUCACCAGCAUGCUUGAUAACUUUCAGAACAUUCAAAUGGAUACGCUUUUUGAUCGUGUCAUGAGAGUCAUAGGAUGA